CAAGAACUAUAUCAUUCGGGUCGGGUCUAUAUGGACCCUCCAAAACUCUCCUCUUCACUUGGAAGAAAAACCCUAGUUAAACCCUAAUAAACCGAACAUCCUUUCAUCUCCCCCUCUCUCAAAUACGAAAAAAAGCACAAGAUCAUUUUUAUCGGCACAUGUCAUGGGUUCGAAUCGUGCUGCAGGCAAGCGUAGUAUUUAAGUGGAGAAGGAUUGAGGGGAGGCUCAUUAUCCACUGAGUUUGGGAAUGUGUAUCACGGGUGCUCGGGUUUUCUUGCUCUGUAAUGAUGGCUGCUAAUAAUUUACCAAGAGAAGUGGACGCGGAGCAGAUUUUUGGCAUGGCUGAGAAGGAGAUGGAGUACAGGGUUGAAUUUUUUAACAAACUCACCCAUACGUGCUUCAACAAGUGUGUCGAGAAAAAGUACAAGGAGGGUGAGCUAUAUAUGGGUGAAAACACCUGCAUUGAUCGUUGUGUCUCGAAAUAUCAGCAGGUGACAAACAUCAUUGGUCAGAUGCUCGCUAAUGGAGAACGACCCAUGUGAAAUUCUUCUACACCUGAUCAUAUAAUUUUUGUUCAAAGAACAACAAUAUUAUCACAUUUUGCUGCCAGUCAGACCUCUUGCAUCAUAUGAGAAUCAACAUUCUGUUUCCCAUUUUUAAAAUUUUUAUUAACAUUAGACGAUCGGGUUAAGGGGGAAGGAGUACUAUGAGAAUUAUAUCGAAACUUGUGUCAAACUUGCCGCUGAUACCACUAGACGGUUUGGCCUGGUGAAGAAGGGAGUUGUGUAAAACUUUGAUCUUUCUUUUAAAACUUUUGGUGGUGUAUCAUUUCUUGGUUGAUAUAGAAUAACAGAUGGUUUUUGCCUCUUUUUGGAACAAUUUUCAUUACUACUUUUUCCCUUUAUAUACAAGUAAAUUUGCAA
Messenger RNA from Solanum pennellii, 923 nucleotides. Its product is annotated as mitochondrial import inner membrane translocase subunit TIM10-like. The record is from RefSeq and is a predicted model, not a curated record. NCBI's taxonomy places the organism in Eukaryota, Viridiplantae, Streptophyta, Magnoliopsida, Solanales, Solanaceae. The coding region runs from base 285 to 542 and encodes 85 amino acids. Gene Ontology annotation, biological process: protein insertion into mitochondrial inner membrane. Gene Ontology annotation, cellular component: mitochondrial inner membrane. The transcript has 6 exons.